Drosophila yakuba is the source of this 675-nucleotide messenger RNA. RefSeq lists its product as uncharacterized. Lineage: Eukaryota; Metazoa; Arthropoda; Insecta; Diptera; Drosophilidae. The coding region runs from base 103 to 552 and encodes 149 amino acids. The record is from RefSeq and is a predicted model, not a curated record. The transcript has 2 exons.
GACCAAGUGUGCCUGGAGUCGGAAUGUCACAUCCCGAGCUAGAGCCAUUCGUUCAGUUGUGCCAGAGACACCUUCUCACACAAACCUUUGGAACUUUACACUAUGGCGAAUCCCAAAUCGAGCGGUGGCACCAAGUCCAAGGGCAAAGGCCAACACAACCGCCAGUCGCAGCAGAACUCGCAGCAGCAGGCGCAGUCGCAGCAGCCGCAGAUGGACGCGACGCAGCAAUCCCAGCUUACACCUGCACCUGUGGCAGCUAGUGCAGCCACGGUGGAAGCAGCCACUGCCACGCCGCUGAACUCGCAUCCUUCGGAGGACACUCUGGCCCUGGCCGCAGCCGUCGCCGCCUCGAUCCCAGCUGCCCCCCUGGCGCGACCCGUUCCCGAUCGCCGCUCCUCCACGCCGGCGGUGGUGACCCCGACCAGCGGCGGUCCGUCGGAGCCCUGCAAUGCCGCCGAAAAUCUGGCCACCUCGCGGACCGCAUCGGCGGCACCCGCCGCCUCCGAAAACAGGCGCGGCAUCUUCCAGCGGCUCUUCGGGUGGAGCUCGUAAUGAGUUUCCCUGCUCGCCAAUACAAAAUCCUCUGCCCACUUGGUAAACCUUUAGAUUCUUCGAUCGAUAACACAAUGCAAGCGAAAAUUCUCAAUUCAAAUAAAAAUUGAUUUAGUUUCGAAA